AACUGAACCUUGCGCCGAGCCAAUGUCGUCUAAGAAAGAUGUAUCGAUUCAACAGCGGGUUUGCGAGCCCAUUGUGAGUCGUGGUUUGGAGAGCUUGCGGAGGAUUGAUUUCUUCAGGGCUUUGAAGGAACCAGUAUUGAGAAUGAUUGCCGUGAAGUUACAGGUUUGCUUUUUGGCACCAGAGGAGCUUCUGGCCAGAGAGGGAGAACGAGUAGACCGCUUGUGGUUUAUGGGAAAGGGAACUGCUGAUGCUGUUGUGCAUGGCAAAAAGGUCCAAACAUAUGUCGAUGGAGCAGUGAUCGGUCCACCCGUUGGGCUUCUAAUGGAUCAUGUUUGGAGCCAGACGGUCACAACGACAUCAUUUUCGGAUUUUAUGGUUCUUACUUCUCACGAUCUUCGGACCUUCUUCACGCACCAUGAAGCAGAUGCCAACAAGGUUCACGCUGCAGCAUUUCAUUCGCAGAUGAAAGCCGACCACUCAAAGUCAAAGGCCGAAAGUCCGCGAGCCUCCUCAAAACUCAAACCCGUGGCUUUGAGAUCCGCCACCUCAGGCCUCAAUGACAGAGGCGAAAAAAUGCGUGACAGAUCCUUCCAUCCGAAACGGUCCGAAUCUGCAGUGCACUCCCCGAUUGCCCUGGUGAGUGACCAGCGUUUUGCCAACAAUGAGGAGCUUGAAGCCGCACAAAAUGCCGUUGCUGCCUGGCUGGAUGGAAUUGAUUUCUUCUCAGAGUUUGAUGUGUUUAGCCUAGAACGGCUUCUCUUGAUGGUAAAGAAGAACACCUUCAAGGCUGAUCAAGAGAUACUUUCGCAAGGCAAACUUGCAGAUGCAUUGCAUGUGAUUUACGCAGGUCAGGCAAAUGUGCUGGUUGACGGUAAACUUGUUUCGACGCUGGGGCCCAAGAGCGUCCUUGGAGAACGUUCGGUGUUUUCUUUGGGAGAGGAGCUCAGGGUGUGUCAUGCUACCGUGAUGCCCGCCUCAAGUGUGGUUAUCACAUAUUCUUGGCCGCGUUCAUCUUUGUUGGAACUGUUCAUCAAGGAUGAUCGAAUAUAUGUGCAGUUCAAGAAGCUUCUGACGAUUGAAGAACAAUCCUUUAGGAAGAUUCGCCUGUUUGAGCAUGCUUCCGUAGACUUUGUGAACAUGCUGGAAGCCAACGCGCAGCACUUGAAGCUGGAUGUGGGCCAGACACUUUUUGAAGACAAAGCUCCGAAUUCAGAUGCCUACCUUUUGUGCGAGGGAUCGGUUGCAAUCCUGAAAGAUGGAGACCUGCAGAUCAACAUUGAAGUUGGAGACCUUGCUGAUGCAGUUCUAUUUGGCGAGUUCAAUGUUUUGGGACUUUGGCGUGCUCCAAAGGCAACAGUGAAAGCAACUUCUCAAUGCAUCGUUAAGGUGAUCACCAUGGAGGCACUGCAGCAAUGCUUUGCCACCUUCCCGGACGACUCCGGCAUUUUCCGGCAGUUGGUCGAAGACCGCAUCGAAAAGGAUGCCAGCAAACGUAUUCCCUGGACAUCACAAGAAGAAGAAGCAUCUGAAGAGCUUCAGCAAGAGUUCUCGUUGCUUCCCCGCAGUUACGUGAGGCAGUUUGUGAAGGACUAUGACCGGAUCGAGUUAUCAACAAGCUUGGCAGAAAUCCCUGACUUAAAACAGUUGCCAGGAAAACCGCUAGAGGAGCUUGCAGCAGUCAUGAAACUGCGCAUCUAUAUUCCUCAGCAAGUGAUCCUGCAGCAAGGAGACGACCUGUUUGAGAUUAUGAUUCUGCAGCGAGGGACCUGUUCCGCAGAAGCCUUUGGAGCUGAUUUGCAGCCUAUACAAGGUCCAACUAUUAUUGGAGGCAUUGCUUCCAUAAUGAUGAAGAAGGUAUUCACAACAAUCGUAGCAGAAGAAACAUGUUUUGUGGGAGCAAUUUCAAAACAACGGUUUGCAGCAACGAUGGACAAGUAUCCAGAUUUUCGGAGAGACUUACUGCUGCAUACAAACAGUUCCUUCAAGCGCCUGUGUGAUGACUUCCAAGAAAUGUCAAAAACAUCAACCUUGCGGAGCCAUUUGCAGAAGAUCAAUAUGUUUUCGGAGGCCUCUUCGGAAUUUAUUUCUCAGUUUGCUGCAGUCAUGGAACCAUGUUUGCUGCUUCCGGGUCAAUCCAUUGUGCAGGAUGCUCUAAGUCCCAAAUUGUUUGUGGUCUUUGAUGGACAUUUGCAUGUCAUGAAGAAUGGCUUCUUGGUGUGCGCGUUGCCCUCAAAGUCUAUUUCAGGAGUCCUGGAAGUUUAUGGGAUUGACACCGGUGAGCGAACACAGGUCAAAACAGACGAAAUCUGCAAGGUGGGGACUGUGGCAAAGAAGGCGUUCUUCAGCCUACUGGAGAAGUUUCCACCUGAGCGUGUCAAGUUUGAGCAAUUGUUGCACAACCUCUUGGACAACCAGGUUGGGCAUCGGUUGCUGAAGCAUCCAAUCUUUGCCGGUAUGCCGUCGCAAUUUUUAACUCGGCUUAGUCUCCUAUUUGAGCGGAAAGUUAUCCACCCCCAGACUGUGAUCUUCGGCGAAAAUGAAGAUGGGUCGACGAUGGUUGUUUUCAAUGUGGGCAAAGCCGAUAUCAUCUUUAAAGGCCUGCAGAUUAGCAUGCUUUGGCCUGGAAAGUCCUUUGGCGGGGCACAAAUGAUGGGAGUGCAGCACCAGUACCAUGCCACAGUUCGCACCAAGAUGAUGUGCCAUGUGUUGCUUCUAAGCCAUGAACAAUUUUGCACACUGACACCACCCGGACCGAAGCGCCCUUGGGUUGCAAUAUUGAGACACAGAACAAAGACGGCAUACUCUCAGGAGUUGAAACUUUUCAAGCAAAGACAUAUGCAAUGCAGAAUCCUCAACCAAUCGGGCGUCUCAACCACGCAAAUAUCGUCAGCGAUAUAUUCUAAGAUGGUGCUUUUGCACCAUAUCCUCAAGGCGUGGCGAACACUGGGUGAGGAACAAAGUAGGCAGAACUCGGAACAUGGGAUUGAGCGGAAGGAGGCAGGCUCAGACGACGGCCACUUGCAAGAAGGGCAGGCUCAGACCGUGAAGCCUCCUUUGCGUCCUUUGCGGCCAUUAUUCUUUAGCAGGGCUUUGAGGCGGACCCGCCUCCUUAUCCCUGGCAAGAGACGAGUCCAACACAGCAAGAAGGGUCGAAACAGUCGAGCCACAUACAUCAAUAGAUUUGACGACUUUUGACAGACAACGUGAUUUGACAACAUCAAUACCGCGUGAUGUUGUUUACAUGUUUUGGCAGUUUGAAUCAGGGAAAACCUGCCCACAGCUCGAGAACACCUUGAGCUAUGUACAUAAAUAAAAGAGACCAAUCACCAGACAUUUUGGCUUUGCAAGCUCUCGAAACAGAGAGUUUUGCUUUAGCUUGGAUAAUGUUGCCCAGAGUUUGCUCAAAUCUGACCAGGGUUUGAUGCGUCGCAGCCCCAAGGCUAUUGUGCCCCGUGCGAACAGUUUGCGCUUGUUUACCUCUAUAUAUAAUGAAGCCAUCACAGCCUUGACAACCAUCACAGCCUUGACAACUGCUGCCACUAUAUAUACUAAGUUUAAC
Messenger RNA from Durusdinium trenchii, 3560 nucleotides. The record is from the annotation of a GenBank genome assembly. Lineage: Eukaryota; Dinophyceae; Suessiales; Symbiodiniaceae.